CGUCACGUGACGCCGUCCCUUUCCCAAGCACCCCCGCGCGCAGCAGCAGCAGCAGCACGAGGAGGAGCAAGACGCGUGCCCGGCUCACCGCUGUUCGUCGCUUCAGAGAGUUCAACUCAUUGUCUGUGGGACGAAUACGUCGGCCGGCGGUCACGAUGGCAUACAAAGACGCAGGCAAGGCUCCCGUGGACUCGGAGGUGUCCAUCCAUCGCAUCCGCAUCACCCUCACCAGCCGCAAUGUCAAGUCUCUGGAGAAGGUCUGCGCCGACCUCAUCCGUGGCGCCAAGGACAAGAAUCUUCGCGUGAAGGGACCGGUCCGCAUGCCCACCAAGGUGCUGCGCAUCACAACGCGCAAGACCCCGUGCGGUGAGGGCUCCAAGACGUGGGAUCGCUUCCAGAUGCGCAUCCACAAGCGGCUCAUCGACCUGCACAGCCCCUCCGAGAUCGUCAAGCAGAUCACCUCCAUCAGCAUCGAGCCAGGCGUCGAGGUGGAGGUCACCAUCGCCGACGCUUAGGCUCUCGCCCGAUGACUCGCUCACUCGCCCGAUCGCUCACCCACCCGUUUGAUUGCUCGCUCGUGUAAGCGCGUGCUUGUGUGUUUGAUUACGUAAAGGAACACUCAGGUGGGCCUGCGUGACCAGGUACUCGCACAUUGUGUACACCGUACCCACACUGAGUAAGCAUAGCGCGCGCGUGCACACAACAGUGUACACGUUGUACGCUAACGCGGGAUGGUGUUGCGUCGGGCAGUGAGUGCAGCGGAAACCGAGUGCCAUCGAGCAGUGGAGAACCGAUGCCACGUGCAUUUGUUAAAGAAUUUGAAAAAUAAAAAUGAAAAAUUUAGAA
Lethenteron reissneri (Far Eastern brook lamprey) is the source of this 846-nucleotide messenger RNA. RefSeq names its product small ribosomal subunit protein uS10. Gene Ontology annotation, molecular function: structural constituent of ribosome; RNA binding. The record is from RefSeq and is a predicted model, not a curated record. Gene Ontology annotation, cellular component: small ribosomal subunit; ribosome. Gene Ontology annotation, biological process: translation. NCBI's taxonomy places the organism in Eukaryota, Metazoa, Chordata, Hyperoartia, Petromyzontiformes, Petromyzontidae.